This is a messenger RNA of Paramuricea clavata, 810 nucleotides long. NCBI's taxonomy places the organism in Eukaryota, Metazoa, Cnidaria, Anthozoa, Malacalcyonacea, Plexauridae. The record is from the annotation of a GenBank genome assembly.
AUGUAUGCUGCUCUUCUCUUUAAUCAAGCCAAUUCGGAUGUGUUGGACAAAGAUGAUUUGGUCUUUGAAGAUGACCAUAUGUUGGGUGCUCGUGAUGUGAAUGAGAACACAUUGCAAAACGGUCCACUGAAAGAAAUUCUGCGAAAUCUUUCCGAAACACUGACAUAUGACGAAAUCUCCAAAUUCAACAUUAGCAGAAAUCACAUUUGGGAGGGAACAAAAAAAGCACUCAACAGAAAAUCAUUUCAACCGCGCAUUAAAAUAUCUGUAAAAUUUACAGAUAAUAUUGGUGCAUCAGAGGGCGCAGUUGACCUCGGUGGCCCUGCAAGGGAAUUCUUCACAUUAGUUACAGAAUGGUUGGUAAAUUCGCAGCUAUUUUUUGGUGUGGAAACCUCAAAGUUCUUAUCCUUGAAUGCCAAUUGUUUGGAAGAAAGAGAGUAUUACCUAGCAGGACAAAUAUUUGCUAUGUCGUUGGUUCAUGGUGGCCCAGGUCCCAAAUGCUUUGCAGAGUCAUGUUAUUAUGUCAUUGUGAAAGAAACUGGAACCCAAAACUUUCAUGCUGAUGUGAAUGAUGUUCCUGAUUAUGAACUGAGAUCAUCAUUUGGUCGAUUGCUAAAAGCUUCUGAUGCUAAAGAGGCCACACAGAUAAUCAAUAAUGAAAAGCUCGAUGUUCUUCUUGAUAUGGCUGGUACGUUCCAAGUGGUUAAAACAGCUGAUGACAUUCAGAAUAUGGUUCAGAAAACAGUCGAUUGGUAUGUUUUGGGCAGAGUUCAGGCAGCUUUACAACAGUUUCAGAGAGGGUCUACAAGC